Messenger RNA from Paramecium tetraurelia, 2436 nucleotides. RefSeq lists its product as uncharacterized. The record is from RefSeq and is a predicted model, not a curated record. Lineage: Eukaryota; Ciliophora; Oligohymenophorea; Peniculida; Parameciidae. The transcript is spliced from 2 exons.
AUGUUUUAGGAAGUCUAAUUAAAUUAUUUUAAAGUUCCAAGUGUUAAAUUUGAAGAAACAUAAUUGCUGGCGAUCCUGGAUUGUUCAGGAUCUAUGUAUAAUUAUUGGUAAUAUGUGGCCAAGUAUUACAAUGAAAUUAGGCAUAAAGUAAAAUUACAUUGUGCAAUUACAUUUGAUACUAGAGUAAAAACAAUUCCUUAGGCUGAACUUGGAUCAAAUAUUAACACAUAUGGUGGAGGAGGAACAAACAUAACAAUAGCCUUUUAGGAGUUAAACAAAUUGUUGUAUUCUCUAAAAUAAAAGAAAAAUGUUACAGUUUUAUUUGUGUCAGAUGGACAAGGUGAUUUUUCAAAGGAAUUCAUCGAUAAGACAAGGCCAGCAAUAGAAAAUUUAAAUUUUAUUUGUAUUGGAGUAGGAAAGGGUUUUCCUACAUUCAUAUCUAUGGAUUUAAGAGAAAUGUACCAUAAUGGAGACAAAUCUAUUCCUCCUUUAUUUUUAGUUGACAUAUAAGAUGGAGAUCAGCCGUUAGAUAAGAGAUUUUAAAUUGAAAUGUUGGCAGCAGCUGAGUAUAUGAAACAUCAGAAAUAAAUAAAGAUUUCACCUUGCUAUUAGUUCCCUUGGGAUUAAUUGACAGAUAAGGUUUGGCCUGAUUCUUGGGUCUCAUUUUAUUCGGAUGAAUUGGAAACAGAAGAUGGAAUUUUAUAAAAAAUAGAGGUAAAAGGAGAAGAAAUUGGAUUAAUAGCAGGAUAUUGGCUAUAAAAUCUAUAAUUGAUGUCUUUAAAAAAAAAGGUUGCAUAGGAAGCCCAAAUGGCCCUAUAAGAGCUCAAUAAAUUCGUGAGUGGAAAAAAGUUGACCUUUUUAGAGAGAGUGUAGGAAUAGAAAACAGCACUUAAUUAAGUGAUUUAGGAACUUAAAUUUUUGGCAUCUGCUUAAACUUUAUAAGAAUUAGAUGAAGCAACAGCUGCCCAAAGACUUAAAAUUGGUACAUUAAUUGGAAAGUAUCACAAAAAAGCUUUGAAAUUUGCAGGAGUGUCUGUAGAAGCAUUUUAAACGUAUAAGUCAGAAUUUAUAGCAAUGAUUGAGAAAACCAAAUUUGUCAAUCACAACUUCCCUACUUCAAUACUGUCCUUAUAAAAUUAAGUUGAUAUUCUAACAGAUCCUGAAUUAAUAGAGGGUAUUAAGACAUGUGAAACACAAUAUCAUUUAGUAUCAUCUCUCCCUAUUAUUGGAUACGCAUUGUAUGUAAAAAGAUCAGAUCAAUCAAGAAUCAAUCCCUAUACGGUUGAAGUAUAAAAUAUCGCCAAGAUUAAUAAAUAUAUAGAUUCAUUAGCAAUUAUUGAUUCUGCAAAUCAUGAAAUUGAAUUUAAUAUUGGAGAUAAUGAAAAGGAGAAGUUUAAUUGCUUGGUUCCAUUAUAUCAGCAUGAAGUCCUUAUUCCUUUCCUAAGAUCAAACAUAUUCCAUAUUUAAAUGACUUUUGUAUUGAUGGAAAACGCAGAUACAUGCUUUGAAAAUGCAUAUGCUGCAUUAUUAGGAAACACUUUAUUGUAUAUGAUUUGCUAGGAUGAAAACUAAUGGAAAUAUGAAAUGAUUGAAUUGAUUAAUUCUAGUUUUAUGUUGACUUAUGCGGAAUCAAGCAAGGUUAAAUAUCACAUGGAUCAUUUGUUAUCAGAUCCAAUAGGAACUAUGGCUGAUGAAAACUUAUCAUCAAAGACCCAAUGUGAAGAUUUAUCAAAAACUAUUUUGAUGAUAAACUAGAUUAAGAAUAAUUUCAAAUAGGAUCAGUUUAAGAUAAUAAUACAAAGACUAGUGAUUGAAGCAAUAAGUAGAUCUACAAAAGCUUAUAAUAACUUAUUCAAAAGAGUUAUGGAAGUUGAUUUGUAAUUGGAAAAUGAAACUGUAAAUAAUAUUAAAUCAUCAUUUACUGAAGAAGAAUUUGAAAAUAUUUAAGAUUAUGAAACCUUGAAAUAACAAAUAGAAGUUAAAAUUAAAAAUCUAAAUAUUGACUUCAAUACUUUAAUAAGUAAGAUGGAAUUCAAUAAGCCUUUAUUCAUAAAGAUAAUUGAUGAACAGAAGUUUAAUAUAAAGACCUUAUAAUCAGUUUAUAGAUAUUUUUUGAAUGAAGAAUUACCUGAAGAACUUUAUAUAAUUGCUGUUUAUCAUUCAAGAAUUGAAAAGUCUUAUGAUAGAGCUAAAAAGGAGGUAGAAUGGAAUGUGGAUAAGAUUUUUAAUGAAUUACUUGUUCAAGAUCAAAUAAAAGAAAAAUAAUAUUAAAUAAGCUAAGCUGUAUUUGACCAAUUAAGAAUAAAAUGCAAUCAACUUCAAAAAAUUAAAAAGAAUAAGAAUUAUAAUGGAUAAAAAAUGCCAAGAGUGGAAAGGAGAAGAAUUAGAAAACAAAAACUAAGAGCUCAGAAACUUCUAUUAUAACAAUAACCAUGA